Messenger RNA from Octodon degus (degu), 1730 nucleotides. RefSeq names its product ADP ribosylation factor like GTPase 8A (gene Arl8a). NCBI's taxonomy places the organism in Eukaryota, Metazoa, Chordata, Mammalia, Rodentia, Octodontidae. Gene Ontology annotation, biological process: anterograde axonal transport; protein transport. The transcript is spliced from 7 exons. Gene Ontology annotation, molecular function: GTPase activity; GTP binding. The coding region runs from base 165 to 725 and encodes 186 amino acids. Gene Ontology annotation, cellular component: lysosomal membrane. The record is from RefSeq and is a predicted model, not a curated record.
AAGCGGAUCCGGGGCCGGGAGUCGUCGGCCUCAGCGCUCGAGCCUCCGCCCGCACUGAGCCGCGGGACCCGGGCCGCACCGGGGAGGGGCCGCUCCGGGCCGCAGCGCGAGGGCAGCGAGGGACGGCGGGGACCCGGCACCGGGCGGAGCCGGCGGCAGCGACCAUGAUCGCUUUGUUCAACAAGCUGCUGGACUGGUUCAAGGCCCUGUUCUGGAAGGAGGAGAUGGAGCUCACGCUGGUCGGGCUGCAGUACUCGGGCAAGACCACCUUCGUCAACGUGAUCGCGUCAGGGCAGUUCAAUGAGGACAUGAUCCCCACAGUGGGCUUCAACAUGCGCAAAAUCACCAAAGGGAAUGUGACCAUCAAGCUCUGGGACAUUGGGGGGCAGCCCCGAUUCCGCAGCAUGUGGGAGCGCUACUGCCGAGGAGUGAGCGCCAUCGUGUACAUGGUGGACGCUGCUGACCAGGAGAAGAUCGAGGCCUCCAAGAAUGAGCUGCACAACCUGCUGGACAAGCCCCAGCUGCAGGGCAUCCCGGUCUUAGUCCUGGGUAACAAGCGAGACCUCCCCGGAGCUCUGGAUGAGAAGGAACUGAUUGAGAAAAUGAAUCUCUCUGCUAUCCAGGACCGAGAGAUCUGCUGCUACUCCAUCUCCUGCAAAGAGAAGGACAACAUUGACAUCACCCUACAGUGGCUUAUUCAGCACUCAAAGUCACGGAGAAGCUGAGACGGCAGCCCUUCUCCCUCAGACCAGGGACCGUGGUUGUGGAAAACUGAAGCCGAGCUCCCCGCCCAUCCCUUCGUCCCCCUAAGCGCACCCCUCCUCACUCAGCGAGGGGAAGGCCCUCUGGGGCUCCCAGAGCCCUGUUCUGCUGAGGUUUGAACUCCUGUUUUUAUUGUAUAAUAAAUCGACCCCCAUCUGGGCCUCCAGCCUCUCCCCUGCCCCUCUCCCAGGGUCCCCUCUCCCAGCCCGCUUCCCUCCCCUCUUGACAGCCCUGUCUCCCACCCCUGCCCCCUCGCUUCCCCCUCUUCCCUUUUCAACUCUCUGUUAGUGUCCUGUGUGUACAGUAUAUAUAUGUAUAUAUAUUUUAAUUUUUUAAUUUAAGCAAAGACUAAAAUCAACCAUUUGAUGCUGCAGGGGCCAUUCAGGAUCUGGGAGGGGGCAGUCUGGAGAGAAGGAAAGAGAUGCAGGGUCGGCUGGGGGCCAGUUCACAUCUGGAGGGGUGGAGGCUGACGCCUGGGGCAGGUACUGGCGUGGGCACUGGUGCCGCCCCCGUCCUGUAUUUCUGCCUCCUGCUCUGGCUUGUCGCUGCAUCCCACAGGUGGUGGGAGCCUAGGUAGCCACUUCCUCUCUGUCCCCAGCCUUGAUAGGGCCACCAGGUGCCAGAGAGCACCAGGCCUAGGGGCGGAAGCUGGUGUCCAUGCUGCCCCAGCACCCUGACCCCUGUUCCGGCCCCCAGCUCCUGCCCCCACCCAGGGCCCCCACCUCCAGGGCCCACCUCAUUUUCUGUUCUCAUUUUGCAGAGUUGCACAAGGAGAGAACUCAGCAUGGGGGGUUGGUUCUUUGGAUUUUGUUUUUUGUUGUUUUAUUUGUUUAAUGAUUUGUAAAGUGAUGUUCCUCUUCCUUUUUUACACUUUUCAGCUCAUAUUUAACCUCUGUUUGGAAAAUGAUUCCUGUAACUGUACAUUUUUUUCCUCCUAAUAAUAACAAUAAAUUUCCAAUCUUGUGUUG